Sturnus vulgaris (Common starling) is the source of this 3749-nucleotide messenger RNA. The record is from RefSeq and is a predicted model, not a curated record. NCBI's taxonomy places the organism in Eukaryota, Metazoa, Chordata, Aves, Passeriformes, Sturnidae.
UUUGCUAGGACAAACCUGCUUAUUUUUCACUUUUUAAAUUUGGAGUAAUAAUCAGUUCAGGUUAGGCUGGUGAGUGCAGAGCUUAUUGCUUUUUUGGAAAUAAUAAGUUCAUGCAAGGUUAUGCGUGUGCAGGCAGACUUCCAAAGGAACUUGAGAGGAGGCUGGACUCCAGUGAUUGUUACAUAUCCUGCCAAGCUUGUUGGGUUGACAUGAGGGCUCAUGUCUCCAGAUCAGUAUGCUGUGAUAGGAGGACAUGGUGGAAAAACUGCUCACCCUUUAAAGAAUGCCCCUGUUUGCCAUGCCACUUUAUAAAAAAAUCAGGAAAAAAUCAAUUCCUUCCCACUGCAAAAAUCGUAUUCUUCAAGCUGUGUGCUUAAUGUGGGCUCUCUUAUGAAGACCAGCAAAAGAAAUGUCUUCAAAGCAUCAGUGCCAAAAAUUCCACAUGCCACUCAAGACAUUUUUGUUCUGUAUUGCUGUUGUAGGUUUGGAUGGUUAUUCAGCUGGCUUCCUGCCUGGUGUCCCACAUCACUGCUACACCUUAAAGAGGCUGAGGACAAAAUGCUAAAAUGUAUUACAAGCAUGUACAAUAAACGAUAUGUGUAUAUAUCUAAUGGAAACAAAAUAUGGACACUGACGUUCUCUCCAGACGUUUCAAAUAAAACUCCCCUUGUUCUCCUGCAUGGGUUUGGAGGAGGUGUUGGACUGUGGGCUCUCAACUUUGAAGAUCUCUGUGAGAACAGGACCGUUCAUGCUUUUGACCUCUUAGGAUUUGGGCGUAGCAGUAGACCACACUUUGACACUGAUGCUCGAGAAGCAGAAAAUCAGUUUGUGGAAUCCAUAGAAGAAUGGAGGAAGGAGGUAGGGCUAGAAAAGAUGAUUUUGCUAGGACACAACCUAGGUGGAUUCCUGGCUGCUGCUUACUCCUUAAAAUAUCCAUCAAGGGUCAAGCAUCUUAUCUUAGUGGAGCCAUGGGGUUUUCCAGAGAGGCCUGACAGUGCUGAACACGAAAGACCAAUUCCAAUCUGGAUCAAAGCACUAGGAGCUAUAUUGAGUCCAUUUAAUCCAUUAGCUGGGCUAAGAAUAGCAGGACCCUUUGGAUUAAGCCUUGUUCAACGUUUAAGACCAGAUUUCAAACGAAAAUAUUCAUCAAUGUUUGAUGAUAACACUGUGGCUGAAUAUAUCUAUCACUGCAAUGUACAAUCACCCAGUGGUGAAACAGCUUUCAAGAACAUGACGAUUCCUUAUGGAUGGGCAAAAAGGCCAAUGCUGCAACGGAUUUCACAAAUGGAUCGAGACAUUCCUGUCACAGUCGUCUAUGGAGCACGUUCGUGUAUAGAUGGCAAUUCUGGCAGCACUAUCCAGUCUCUGAGACCAAAUUCCUAUGUGAAGACAAUAGCUAUCCUCGGUGCAGGUCAUUACGUGUACGCUGAUCAACCUGAAGACUUCAACCAGAAAGUGAAAGACAUCUGUGACUCCGUGGACUGAAUGUCCUCUGUUCUUUAGAAAGUCAUACUGUAGAUAGCAUUUAAUGGCAAUACUCUCUAGGAAAUCACUAAAGAAUGCAGAGCUAAUGGAACAGGCUCUGUUUGCACACUGUUUCUUCUAAGAAGCCAUUUGCACAUUUAAACCACUGAGUGCCUAUUUUUGGGGGGAAUGAAGAGGUUUGAAUUUAACUUUGUACAGCUUUUUUUUUUUAAAUUGUCCUGUCAGAUACAAAAUUACAUGUAACUUUUGAAACUGGAAUUUUCUUCAAAAUUUAAUUGAACUUUGCACAUGUUGAACUCUAAAAAUGCUGAAUUCUCCAACGUGGAGAGCUGUAUCAAUAGAGAUACAAUGUACAAAAUGCAAUUUGGUUUCUUUGUGAACUUUCGUACUUUUUAGCUGAUGUUUCAUAGCAAGAAUAUGAAACUGCAUAUGUAUUUUAUUUUUGCAACCCAGAACUCCAUAUACAAUAUUUUAAGAGGGUUUGUUUUUUAAUUGGAAUGGUAACAGCCUAUGAAACUGAUUUUGGGAAAGGGAUGGGGCCAAAAUAAUAAGCAGUGUCUGUCACUGAAAUAUGUUUGUUAAUUUAUAAGAAAUUGAGGCUCAAUAUUAGGAGAUCUAUCUUCUAUUGGAUUUUAUAUCCAUUUAUCUCAAGACAUCCUUUUCCAUCUGUGCAACUUUUACGGAAGACUCAGUUUGUAAGAGUCGAUGAUGUCACCAGCACUCAUGCUUCCAUAAAUAUUUUUAUGUGUAGAUUUCUGUGAUUUGAAAUACAGAAGAUGGAUUGUUAGUUACUCCACCUAUUUUUAACACUUUACUGCAAGAUUUGUUACUAGUCUAAAUCUAACAAUUGUGGAUAAGCUGAUAAGAUUUUUGAUUAGGGCUGGGAGAUAUCCACCUGGAUUGUGAGCAUAUUUCCCAUUUUCUUUCAAUAGGAAGCCUAGUCCAUAUUUUAGUGAAUUCGAGCUGAAGGAAAGGCAGAGGCAGAAUAUUGAUGUUCUCUAAUUGGGAACUACAACAGCUUAAUGUAUUUUAUUUAACAUUCAGCCUCCUUAUAGGAAGGAUUAUUAUUGGAAUGAGCAAAACCACUCUAAUUAAUUGCAAUUACAUGUUUUGGAGAUUCUUUAUAUAUUUUAAUUGAGUAUUUCAAUAUCAGAGGUAGUCCAGUCUCUGCUACUUUUUGAAUUAUAGUUUGAUGUUAGUAUUUCACAUGCCUAGUAAAUUAUGUUAAGAAAAAUACUUGGUCACUUUAAAGCCAAAUAAUGUGGUGGUUUGUUUUUUAACAAGUUUACAUACAACUAUUGAUCUGUUUUUGAAUAUUCAAUUGACUACUGAAGAGUUCUUGAUACUUUUAUACAAGGAGAAUUUGAAUUAAUGGUAGCACCGUCUUAAAGCUUAAAGCUAUGUGCAUUUUUUUCUCAAAUUAAGGAAUUAUUGCACAUAUUUAUGAUGUGGAAGGCAAAGAUACCUAAAAUAUUCAGAAGAUAACGUGAUCGUGUUCCCCAGCAGAACAUAAUCUCUCUUACUGAAGGAGAUAUUUAUCUAUAUGGUGCUAUGUAAACAUCAAACAAUUUUUGUGACUGCCUUGACUGGUAGCACUUCAUAUCUAGCAAGAUAAAUAUUUUAAUUAAAAAUAAGUAUUGAAUGAAAUUGGAAAUUGCUAAUUUCCAAUUAGCAGAUGCCAGAACUGUUAAACAAAAUUUUGGGUUAUUUGCUAAAAUCUUGAGUUGAAAAUGGAAAAUCAGAAUUAUCAAUUCCAUGUUUUAAUAUAAGCUAUAAAUUAUCAGUCAUGCAACCAUUUAGGUGGAUGUCUUCUGCAUGUUGGUUAUUUUUCACCCUUUCAGUGUCUUAUUUUCUAUUUAUCAACUUAAACAGCUGGUUUAGUUGUGCUUAAAAACCUAAUGCAAAAAUAAAUUUUGAGUCUCCUCCAAAUAAUAAAAGGUGAAACAAAUUAUUGUUAUUUUCAGAUAGCACUUACUGAUGGGAAUUGUAGAUUCCACAUCAAAAGUUGGAAGUAGGGAUAAAAAUUGCACACUGGAUGUGAAUAUUGUUUUAAAUAUCCCUUGCUUAUUCAGCUUAUUGUACUAAUAAGACUUACUGCUUAUGUUUUGCACAAUAAAAAAAAAUUCUGAAAUGUUAUAUUUGAUUAAUGUUAAGACGUUAUAUUACUUUUUUUUAAAUUAUGUGCAAUUAAGCUCUGGAAAUCAAGAGUUAUUAGUAAGUUGAGGUAAACAAUCCAAAAUACGUUAAAAAUACAGUAAUGCUUA